AUGGAGCGACACCUGGAUGACAUGAAGAAAGGGAUCGAAGAUCUCAAGACCGAAAUGCUGAAAGAUCUCAGGACCCACAUGGAUACACUCAUUGCAGACAAGGACGCGCGGCUGAAAGAUCUCAGGACCGACAUGGAUACACUCAUUGCAGACAAGGACGCCCACAAGGAUACACUCAUUGCAUACAAGGACGCGCGGCUGAAAGAUCUCAGGACCCACAUGGAUACACUCAUUGCAGACAAGGACGCCCACAAGGAUACACUCAUUGCAUACAAGGACGCGCGGCUGAAAGAUCUCAGGACCCACAUGGAUACACUCAUUGCAGACAAGGACGCCCACAAGGAUACACUCAUUGCAUACAAGGACGCGCGGCUGAAAGAUCUCAGGACCCACAUGGAUACACUCAUUGCAGACAAGGACGCCCACAAGGAUACACUCAUUGCAUACAAGGACGCGCGGCUGCAAGAUCUCAGGACCCACAUGGAUACACUCAUUGCAUACAAGGACGCGCGGCUGCAAGAUCUCAGGACCGACAAGGAGAGACUCCACGACCAAUUGCAGCAACAGAAGAUUGAAACUCUCCGAGAAUUAUCGCGGUUCAAGGUCAUACCCAACAACCGAGCUCUGAUUGAGAUGGCCAUUGAACGGUACAGCAGGGGCUGUAUGUCUCUCACGAAAAGUGUGAAGAUGUUUGUGGAUGAGCAUUUGUUGACGGCAGACACGAAGACAUUGAGUGAGUAUGGCAGAAAAGUCUGUAAGAAGCUGCGAGACGUUGGCUUCGCAGGGAAGGAAGAACUUGUUGGGAAAGAACUGGAAAACCUCAUGCACGAGAUCUCAAAACCUUUACCCAGACCGCCCAUAUCAGGUAUUUACAGAGGGUAUGUGGUUGGAGGGGAUUCGCCGCUUGCAGAAGCGCUUGCGAUCGUGAUCUCAAGACUACAAGAAUGCAAUCUCGUGGAAAACCUGGAUGUCCUGCUGGUCGAUGGGGAAGGGAAAUGCAAGUGCAUGCUAACGGAUGGAGAGAUCAUUAAAUACAGUGAAGAGUAG
Messenger RNA from Guillardia theta CCMP2712, 1047 nucleotides. RefSeq lists its product as hypothetical. The transcript has a single exon. The record is from RefSeq and is a predicted model, not a curated record. Bases 1 to 1047 code for a protein of 348 amino acids. NCBI's taxonomy places the organism in Eukaryota, Cryptophyceae, Pyrenomonadales, Geminigeraceae.